CCAACACAACUAGGAACGUCUUUGUGUCAACAAUUUGCUCACUCGGUAUAUAUAUAACAUUUGUUAAACAUAUAUUAUACACAUAAAAAAAUCGAGGCCCCUCAAAAAUCAGGGGCCCUAUUUCUUGGCACCACUUGCACACCCUCAGGGCCACCCCUGGCCCUACUUUGGGCUCUUCCUAGAUCAUCAUCCAGCAACAAGCUUGAGUGGGAGACAGGAGCAGACUCGAAGUUAUGAAGCCCCAAGGGUAACUCAUACCCCAAGUUAGCAAGGUGAUCAGCUGCUCUGCUUUGUUUUUAUGGGUAUAGUCCAUGACUUAAUAGCCGUGAUUUUCAAGCUUCUUAUGGUCAUACUAGUAAGCCUAGCAGCAGCUGAAGAUCUCAAUUUCACCUACAAUGGUUUCCUGUCUGCUAAUCUUAGCCUAGAUGGCAGAGCCCAGGUCACAUCCAAUGGCCUUCUGAUGGUUACAAAUGACACUAGACUAGGCCAUGCCUUCUACCCCAACCCAGGACUCGGCCAUGCCUUCUACCCCAACCCAGUAACCUUCAAGAACUCAUCCAAUGCUACCGCUUUCUCCUUCUCUACCACUUUUGUGUUCGCUGUCAGAUCCGGAAUGGCACCGCGUUUUGGUGGCCAGGGAAUUGCCUUUGUCAUUGCCCCGACAAGAGGGCUCCCCGGAGGUUUUAAAGACCAGUACCUGGGCGUUUUCAAUGACACCAACAACGGUAACGCCAACAACCAUAUUUUUGCUGUAGAGCUUGACUCCGUACAGAACCCCGAGUUUGGCGACAUCAACAACAACCAUGUUGGGAUUGAUAUCAAUGGUUUGCGCUCAGUGAAGUCAAAUCCAGCGGGAUAUCAUGCUCUAAACAAUGGCGGUUUCCGAAACUUGACCCUCAUCAGUGGUCAACCAAUGCAAGUUUGGGUGGAGUAUGAUGGUAUCCAGAAGCAAAUCAAAGUCACUUUGGGUCCAAUCAAUGUUGAUAAACCCCAUAUUCCACUCUUGUCUUUGAAGUAUGACCUUUCCACGGUCCUUAACACGACCAUGUAUGUUGGCUUCUCCUCUGGCUCAGUCUUCACAUCUCAUUAUGUUCUAGGAUGGAGCUUUGAGAUGAAUGGCCAGGCUCCAGAACUUGUUCUCUCACAACUUCCUAAGCUGCCCCGGAUAGGACGUAAAAAAAUAUCUAAUUUUUUGACCGUUGGUGUGCCUGUGAUGUCUGUGAGUUUGGUUUUGCUAGCAAUUUCAAGUUUAAUUUAUGCCAUAAGAAGGAAGAAGAAGUUUGCAGAGCUGCUUGAAGAUUGGGAGCUUGAGUAUGGGCCUCAAAGGUUUAAAUACAAAGAGUUAUAUAUGGCAACAAAAGGGUUUAUGGAGAAGGAGCUUUUGGGAAGUGGGGGAUUUGGUAAGGUCUAUAAAGGCAUAUUACCUUCCUCCAAAACUGAGAUUGCAGUGAAGAUGGUCUCACAUGAAUCAAGACAGGGGAUGAAGGAGUUUGUUGCAGAAAUUAUUAGCAUUGGCAGACUUCGUCACCGAAAUUUAGUACCACUGUUGGGAUAUUGCAGAAGAAAAGGGGAGCUGCUCUUGGUCUAUGACUACAUGCCUAAUGGAAGCCUGGACAAAUACCUAUACGACCAACCAGUGGUCACUCUCAAUUGGAGGCAGAGGUUCAGAGUGAUCAAAGGUGUGGCUUCAGCGUUGUUCUAUCUUCAUGAAGAAUGGGAACAAGUUGUGGUUCACAGAGAUGUGAAGGCCAGUAACAUAUUACUAGAUUCAGAAUUUAAUGCAAGACUAGGAGAUUUUGGCCUUGCAAGAUUAUAUGACCACGGAAAGGACCCUAAGACUACUCGUAUAGUUGGAACACUUGGGUAUCUAGCUCCGGAGAAUGCAAGAUUAGGCAGGGCCACAACGCAAGCCGAUGUGUUUUCUUUUGGGGCAUUUUUGCUUGAAGUUGCCUGUGGAAGAAGGCCAAUACAGACACAAGGUGUUCUGGUUGAUUUGGUGUUUUCUUGUUGGAAGAGAAGUAAUAUUCUUGAGGUAAUAGAUAUAAACUUGGGUUCAGAAUUCGUAGCUGAGGAGGUGGAAUUGGUGUUGAAGCUUGGGCUGUUGUGCUCUAAUUCAGAGCCUUCUGCUAGGCCAAGCAUGCGUCAAGUAGUGCAUUAUUUAGAGGGUGACAUUCCACUGCCGGAGUUAUCAUCUCUUGGUCUUUCUUCUGGUGGCUUGAAGUUCGCACACCGCCAAGGUUUUGAUGAUUCGGCAAUGUCAUAUCCGUCUUCCAUGGGCAAGGAGACGUCAUAUGUUCCAGAGCCGACACUUCUCUCAGGUGGUCGCUGAGGCCAAUCAAUUAAGAUUCUCACCCAAGCUGCCAUGCACGAGGCAUAGAACAUAUACAUGCAGCUUUGAAUGUUUCCUUUAGUUUAUUAGUCUGUAACUAGUUACAUUAAAUCAAUGCUGCAUAUAAAAUAGGCAUGGAAAUUUUGUUUCCUCUAGUUUAUUAGUUUGUAACUAGUUACUAUUUUUUAUAUCUUUUU
Prunus mume (Japanese apricot) is the source of this 2526-nucleotide messenger RNA. NCBI's taxonomy places the organism in Eukaryota, Viridiplantae, Streptophyta, Magnoliopsida, Rosales, Rosaceae. The record is from RefSeq and is a predicted model, not a curated record.